UCCCACCGUCUUCAUUUGGCCCGGCAGGCACGCGGAGGGGUGCGGCGGCGCUGGAAUGCGUGCGUGCGUCCAGGUAAAUGCGGAAGUAAAGGCGCAAGCCGCAGAGGAAGACGAAGAAAAGUGGCCGCGACAAGUAAAACAAAGGCCUACGUAAAGAGGUUUAUGGUGCCGAAGAAGUCAUAUUAACAGGUCAGGAUGGCUCUAUGUGACGGCCUGUCGCACUGCAAACUGGCUCUGGCCUUCGCCGUGCUGAUGGACCUGCUGGGAGGAGCUGCCCUGCUGCUGGGGGUCUUCGCCCCUCUGGAGGUCAAAGGUCAAGACUUUGGAGACUUACUGGUCUACACAGGGGCGCUGCUGGUGCUCAUGUCGUUGGGCGGCUGGGUGCUGUGGUACAGCGGGAACAUCGAGGGCCUGACGUCCCGGAGGGAGCUGGGACACAUCGGCAGCGCCGUGGACCGACUGGCUCGCAACCUCAGCCGCAAGAUCCGCACCUACAGGAGCCACCUGUGAGCCUGGAGCAGCCAGGCUUUUUACAUUCUCAUGGAUGGAUGAUGUGGACAAAUGCAGCUUUGGAUAUUUCCUAAUUCAUUUCAGUUUAAAUCAGUGUAGUGAUACCUGGAUCUGUAAGUAUUAAUAUACACAUAGAAACAUGAGGCAUAAGACUGUAAUGUGUCUGUCAGCCACUAAAAGAUGAACGUUACACUUGUUUCCAGAAACAUUUCAGUUAUGGCAGCACAGCUGCUGUUGUGUUACAUUGUCAUGCUGCUGAAGUUUUAUUGUAUGUUUUUUUAUUUUUACUGUGAAACAUUUCAAUAAAACUCUUUUUUUUAAAUAUG
Molecule: messenger RNA, 836 nt
Organism: Myripristis murdjan (pinecone soldierfish)
Lineage: Eukaryota; Metazoa; Chordata; Actinopteri; Holocentriformes; Holocentridae
Gene: tmem238a
Product: transmembrane protein 238a
Exons: 4
Coding region: 196-510 (104 amino acids)
Source: RefSeq, a predicted model, not a curated record